AUGUUACUUUUGUGGUAGUGCGAAAUUCCUCUAUAUUUUCCUUGUUCUACAUCUUGUUAGGCAUUAUUACUAACUUGCUAUUUUUUAUCUCCAAACUAUUAUUGUCUUCAAAGAACUUCAGUAUAUAUUAUAAAAUUAUUUAUUGUAACUAUUGGAUAAAGAGGCAACUUAUCAUUAAUUAUCAGAUCAAAUAGGAGAUUAAUUACAAUCGGGUGUUUAAAUGUGUUGGAUUUAGGCACUAUUCAAAAACAUUCCUUUUAGCAAGUCAUCAAAUAAGGAGUCUCAAAACCAGAUUUAAAAUGGAACAUUAUAUACUCUAAAAUUGUUCCCAAUAAACAUUAAAUUGAAAUUUCUAUCGAUAUGCAUCCGAAUAUUUGGAAUUCUCUCUAAGGUAGUGAAAAUUCUUUUGGUAAAUUUGAUGGAAUACUAUCUGAAUGUUCCAUUUGCCCAAUUGUCAAUUCAGAGUCCUAAAAUACUCGAACAUAUAAUCUAAUCAUUUUGGAGUCUAAAACUGUUAAAGGAAAUGAUUGUUUGAAUCGAAGAAUCAAAUCAUUUAAAAUGUUAGAGAAUCAGUAAGGAAAUAAUUUCCAAUUAAUCGUUUUAAUAUAAAUUUGUCUUUAGAAUUUCAAAUUUUGA
Messenger RNA from Paramecium tetraurelia, 636 nucleotides. RefSeq lists its product as uncharacterized. The record is from RefSeq and is a predicted model, not a curated record. The transcript has a single exon. Lineage: Eukaryota; Ciliophora; Oligohymenophorea; Peniculida; Parameciidae.